CUUCUGUUUUUGCAACCCGUCAGUAAAACAAGAGAAGAAGAAAAAGGAAGACGGUUUAGCUUCUCCGCCGUGUCAAACUGCUGUCUUUAAACGAUUCUAUCGGUGUAUUAUUAGGAACACGUACGUACUGUUUAGACUUUUAAAGGUUAUCAAAACAGAAAUCUUGAAUAUUUAAAAUUGGACCUAAAGAUUAAAACAGGUAGUAGCUAACUGCUAGCAGCUAACAUUAGCCACAGCUAGCGUCGGUUAGAGCUCUGUUGCCCUGGCAACGGACAAGAAGAGCAUCACGAACCGACUCCCCGAACCUCAUUUAGCUGUUUUUACCAUUAUUAUUUUUUAAACGAAAGUCUCCGGGAUGGCUGAAGAGGGAAGACGCGGAGAGGAAGAGGACCGGGGCCCCGGAGCGGCUCACCGGGGGUUUGUGAUGAUGGAGAACCUUCUGGAGAAGCUAAAGCUGCUCAACUACGAGGAGGAAGUUCUGGUGAAACACAACAUGAAGAGCCUGACCAGGCAUUACUUCGUCUCCAGUCCGUACCUGGCGUCCAACCCCGGCGAGCAGUUCUACAUGUUCACCAUCAUCGCUGCCUGGCUCAUCAACGCGGCGGGGCGCCGCUUCACCGAGCCGCAGGAGUACGACGAGCCCAACGCCACCGUGUCCAACAUCCUGGCCGAAGUCAGAGCCUUCGGCGUGAAGGUGGACUUCCCUCCCUCCAAGCUGAAGUCGGGCUCCGGUGAGUUCGUCUGCUUCGUGUUGGACCGUCUGGCUGAGGAGGCGCUGAAGAACAGAGGCUUCGCCUUCAGACGGCCAAACUACCCUGCAGAAAACACGGAGGAAGAGUCGGUGAUGGACGACGACGCGGAGCUGACGCUCAGCAAGGUGGAGGAGGAGAUGAUUGAGGAAGCCGACGAUGAGGAGGAGAACAUGAUGGACCUGGAGGCGCUGAAGCUGCGCAACGCUCACGCUGAAGCAGAACCGAGCUCCAAGCCGGACGACAUCCUGGAGUCCACGGUGGACGCCGCGGAGUGGAGGCUGGAGGUGGAGCGGGUUCUGCCGCAGCUCAAGGUCACCAUCAGGACCGACCACAAGGACUGGAGGAUCCAUCUGGACCAGAUGCAUCAGCACCGAGACGGGAUCAAGACGUCGCUCAAAGACACCAAGAUGGUUCUGGACGGACUCACCUGGUUCUGGACAGGUUCACCUGGUUCUGGACGGUCCGUUCUGGUCAGACCCAGCUGGUUCUGGACAGACCCAGGUGGUUCUGGACGGACUCACUUGGUCCUGGACGGUCCGUUCUGGUCGGACUCUCCUGGUACUGGACGGUCCGUUCUGGUCGGACUCUCCUGGUACUGGACGGUCCGUUCUGGUCGGACCCAGCUGGUUCUGGACAGACCCAGCUGGUUCUGGACGGACUCACCUGGUUCUGGUCGGACUCUCCUGGUUCUGGACGGUCCGUUCUGGUCGGACUCACCUGGUACUGGACGGUCCGUUCUGGACGGACUCACCUGGUUCUGGUCGGACUCACCUGGUUCUGGACGGACUCACCUGGUUCAGAACUCACCUGGUAAUGGACGGUCCGUUCUGGUCGGACUCUCCUGGUACUGGACGGUCCGUUCUGGUCGGACUCUCCUGGUUCUGGACGGACUCACCUGGUUCUGGACGGUCCGUUCUGGUCGGACUCACCUGGUACUGGACGGUCCGUUCUGGUCGGACUCUCCUGGUCUGGACGGUCCGUUCUGUGAGGAGCUGGACAAGGUGAAGCAGGAGAUGGAGGACAAAGGCAGCACCAUGUCUGAUGGAGCUCCGGUGGUGAAGAUCAAGCAGAGCCUCACCAAGCUGAAGCAGGAAGUGGUGCAGAUGGAUGUGAGGAUCGGCGUGGUGGAGCACACGCUGCUGCAGGCCAAGCUCAAGGAGAAGUCCAACAUGACGCGGGACAUGCACGCCACCAACAUCCCUGAUUCUGCCGCCGGAACCUUCACCUAGAACCGCCCAGGUUCUGCUCCUCACAGCGGCGCCGGGAGUCUCUCUGGCCCAGCAGCUCCUCCGUCAAAUACGCGUUUUAUUACAUAAAUACAGAUAUUUAUUGAAUUGCUUUAUAUAUUUGAUACUGUUCUUGUUUAAAUAAACAAACAUCUUUUUCUAAAUGA
Poecilia reticulata (guppy) is the source of this 2145-nucleotide messenger RNA. NCBI's taxonomy places the organism in Eukaryota, Metazoa, Chordata, Actinopteri, Cyprinodontiformes, Poeciliidae. The record is from RefSeq and is a predicted model, not a curated record.